Messenger RNA from Staurois parvus, 474 nucleotides. Lineage: Eukaryota; Metazoa; Chordata; Amphibia; Anura; Ranidae. The record is from the annotation of a GenBank genome assembly.
AUGGGCCCCUGUACCGCCUCCUCAUGCUGCUGCCAGGCCCGUAAUCUGCCAUGGGCCCCCGUACCGCGUCCUCAUGCUGCUGCCAGGCCCGUAAUCUGCCAUGGGCCCCCGUACCGCCUCCUCAUGCUGCUGCCAGGUCCAGAGUGUCUCAUGGGUCCCUGUACGGCCUCCCAUUGCUGCUGUCUCCAUCGCCACACUCUGCCAUGUGCCACUUUCAGGUCUCCUCACACUGCUGGUGGGUUCCAUUUUGUCAUAGGGUGCUGUAUGGCCUCCCAUUGCUGCUGCCUCCACCGCCACACUGUGGCUCCACACUCUGGUUUUGGCCCCGUGACUGCCCAAAUGAGUGAAGUGUGCGGUGAUUCUAAGAUCGACGGCACUCAUCUGCAUGUCAUACUGACUGACAGUAUUAUUUCUCUUCCCCAGCAGACUCCAAGGGCAUUUAAAUUAAGGGUACAGUGUUCUGCACUAAUAUAA